Molecule: messenger RNA, 1452 nt
Organism: Myxocyprinus asiaticus (Chinese sucker)
Lineage: Eukaryota; Metazoa; Chordata; Actinopteri; Cypriniformes; Catostomidae
Product: endonuclease domain-containing 1 protein-like
Exons: 2
Coding region: 85-972 (295 amino acids)
Molecular function (GO): nucleic acid binding; metal ion binding; hydrolase activity
Source: RefSeq, a predicted model, not a curated record
UUUGUUGUGAUACUGUCCUACUCUUACCAGUCGAAAGAAGAUUUCACAGGAAAGAGUCAACAAUUAAAAACUCUUUGGAAUAACAUGAAGCUCACUGGCCUUUCUCUAGCCUUGCUGAUCCCACUGCUGUCUUUGAUAUUGAGAGUACAGGCUGGAGUGGUGGACGACUUCAACCAUGAAGAGCGCUGUAAGGAUUUUCUUUAUAUGGGCACUCCACCAAAAGGUUACCUCAGUACCUCACUAAAAAAGAUAUGCCAGCGAUAUAUGGACAAGCCACGCUUCAUCACUUUCUAUGACCCCCAAAAACACAUUCCCAUCUACUCAGCCUACACCUUCAAGAAAUCAGAUGGUGAGAAACGAGUAGACGUUCCUUGGAUGUUUGAACCACAGCUGGCAACUGAGAAGGGUAGCAGUAGUAUGGAACCCUUCCCCCAGUCAUUCUUCAUGCACAAAAACUUUGAAGACACACAAGCUGUGUUGGAAGACUACGCUGAUGUGAUCCAAUAUGAACGUGGCCAACUGAACCCAGAUCAGCAUCAGGCAGACCCACUUGACAAGGCCGCCACGUACACCUUAACCAAUGUAGUUCCCCUGAUAAGGGAGUUCAGUUUUGGUCCCUGGAGCACACAGCAAGAGGCAAUCCGCAAACGACUCAACAACUAUUGUAACGGAAAGGCUAAUGUAAUCACUGGGGUGACGAUGUCCGGUAACAUGAUCCGUCGUGAUAACCUGGAUCGUGUGGCCAUCCCGGAGUACAUAUGGACAGCUUAUUGCUGCACGGAUUAUGAUCGCAAUGCUCCUUACUCAGAGCGCUACAAGUUUCCGGCAUUUGGUGCCUAUGGCCUUAAUGAUCGUGUGAACAACCAGAUAGUAGAGGUUCCAACUAAGAAUCUGGAGAAAUUUCUCAAGGGCAAAAUGCAGGUGGACAGGAACUUCCAGAUUUUUUAUAGCGACUAUGUGUCUAAUUCCUAAUAUGCCACAAACCAAUCAAAUGGUUUCAUUAUAAUCUGAGAUCUUAAUACAUUCAGUAAAACAUAGCAUUUGUGGCAUCGCAUUUACUUAUGCCACAUAUUAUGUGUUUUAAUGCAUUUCACAAAGGCCUUUAAACCCCUUCAGAUUAGAGGUUAAAUACUUUAUAUUACUAUUACUAAUCACAUUAUAUUAAAAUGAUGAAUAAUUUAUUCAUUAACCACUUAUAAAUAAUUUCUAUAAAUGAUAAUUUAUCAGACAUUGUGUUUUCCUUGAUGACCUCCUAUUGGAAAUGUUUGGGAAACAAGUCUUUGUUGUAAGUGUGAGAUGCUGGUAAAUUAUAAAGCCUGUGAAACUUUUAGAUACAUUUUGGUUAAAUUACUUAAAUGUAAAUAUAAGCAUAAAACAGAGUGACAAACAUCAACAUGCUGUCAACAUUGAAGAAUCUCAACUGUGUGAAGAAAUAUAUCUAAAUAAAGUUGA